This is a messenger RNA of Staurois parvus, 413 nucleotides long. Lineage: Eukaryota; Metazoa; Chordata; Amphibia; Anura; Ranidae. The record is from the annotation of a GenBank genome assembly.
AUGUACAUACAUACACAGACACAUGUACACACACACACACACACACACAGACACAUGUACACACACACACACACACACAUGUACAUACACACAGACACAUGUACACACACACAGACACAUGUACACACACACACACAUGUACAUACACACAGACACAUGUACAAUUGUACAUGCAUACACAGACACCGGGUACUGCACUCUAGGGGGAGGCAGAGAGCACAGCACACACUCCUUGCUUUGCUUUCACUGCGCUCAGCUAUUGAGCAGUCUGAUGGCUCCCAGUGCCAAUGACAGAUCCGGCCUGAGCUCCGAGCCUGCUCAGCAAGAUGGCACUGGGGGGCACACUCGCCCCCACCAUAGUUUCCACUCGCCAUUGGCAAGCAGGUGAGUUGAAAUUUCAAGCCCUGAUAUAA